Molecule: messenger RNA, 801 nt
Organism: Aaosphaeria arxii CBS 175.79
Lineage: Eukaryota; Fungi; Ascomycota; Dothideomycetes; Pleosporales
Exons: 4
Coding region: 85-801 (238 amino acids)
Source: RefSeq, a predicted model, not a curated record
GGAGAUUUGACUUUCUUGUUGCACUUAUACCUACAUACAUACACACUCACACUCUCCCCCGGAAAGAAGAAAGACGAAUUGAAGAUGCGGUCCUUCGUAUUGCUAUCGUUUCUCGGUGGACUUGCGCUCGUUUCUGCGCAGACGAAGCCAAAGUGCGAGUCUCAAUGUCCGUUGGUCAAGUGCCCUGCUACGGACGCUGCUACUCUCUGCAGAUGCAAGAACACUCGUGAGAGAUUGUGCAAGGAAAUGUGUCCAGACUACCAACCCCUCUACCUCCCGUGUCCCAUCUCCCCUCCAACUAACUCCCCAAUCCCACCCCCCUGUGAAAACAAAGCCUGCCCCAUGGUCUGGCCGCAAUCCUGCUACUGCAUGAACUCCAUCAAGUCCGCCUGCUUCGCCAAAUGCGGCGGCGAAGCCCCCACGCUUCAAGAAUGCCCUCCACUUUCCCAACCCUCGUUCGUCACGCUCGCCGCCCUCGCCGUCGUCGACUCCACCAAGCCGACGCCAAAGCCCCAGCCGACUGGCGCGAACCCGGUGUGUGGCGGCGGACGCGGGAACUACAGGACGUGUGAGGAGGGGUGGACGUGCAUCAAGAAUCCGUACAAGCCGGGCUGUGGGCCCGAGUGUGAUGGGUUGGGGGUCUGUGUGAAGGAUAGGAUGUGUGGUGGAUUUGCGGGGUUUGCGUGUGGGACGAAGGGGCAGGUUUGCGUGGAUGAUCCGAGGGAUGAUUGUGAUCCGAAGAGGGGAGGGGCGGACUGCGGGGGAUUGUGUAUGUGGGAGGAGAAGGUGCAGGAGGAGUAG